Molecule: messenger RNA, 624 nt
Organism: Eruca vesicaria subsp. sativa (arugula)
Lineage: Eukaryota; Viridiplantae; Streptophyta; Magnoliopsida; Brassicales; Brassicaceae
Source: the annotation of a GenBank genome assembly
AUGAAGCAAUUUUUUGUUCUAUCUAAUGUCAUACUACUUCUAUCCUCAUACGAUGCCGCUGCAUUAAUUUCGCCGUCAGAGUCACCUGUGUUCUCUCCAUCAUCCGAACCAUCCAACAAUGAUUGUUCCACAGUAGUAUACGGCAUGUUUGAUUGUCUUUCGUUUUUAACAGUUGGAUCAGCUGACAGUAGUCCGACCAAAGCAUGUUGCGAUGGGGUUAAAAUUGUUCUUGAAUAUAACUCUACCUGUCUUUGCGUUGCGUUGGAGAGUAGUCGUUCAAUGGGGUUUGAUUUGAUUAACAAUAGAGCUCUUGCUAUGCCUUCUACUUGUAACAUCCCCAUUGAUCCUCAUUGUGUAUCUCCUUCGAAACCACCGACGACUACACCAUCCGCCAGUUCAUCUCCAGGAAUAACCACACCAUCACCGUCUGUUACCCCUUCACCUGCAAGUAGCCAUUCUUCUGCGGCUAAAUCUCGUUCAUCACCAACAAUUAUACAAUCACCGCCAACACUUACUGCUCAAUCACCUGCUAUGUUUGCUCCUUCCCCAUCCAAAUCUGGAUUCGAAAAUAAGUCCUUAUCUAGACCUGAAGCCCCAUCAAACUCGCAAGUUUUAUAUAACUAG